ACCAAACGGCCUGGGUGGAUAGAAGGGGGACAAGGAGGCACACCCAGGCCGGCAAAGAGCAGGUAUCAGCACUGCAAGCACCAAGUGUGUCUUGAGCUCAGUGAGUACUGGGUAUGUGUCACAUUGCCAAAUCCCGGAUCACAAGUCUCCAUGAACCGGCGGUGAGCUAGGAUAAUAAAACCCCUGACAUCACCAUUCCAGAAGCUUCACAAGACUGCAUAUAUAAGGGGCUGGCUGUAGCUGCAGCUGAAGGAGCUGACCAGCCAGCUGACCCCUCACACUCACCUAGCCACCAUGGACAUCGCCAUCCACCACCCCUGGAUCCGCCGCCCCUUCUUUCCUUUCCACUCCCCCAGCCGCCUCUUUGACCAGUUCUUCGGAGAGCACCUGUUGGAGUCUGAUCUUUUCCCGACGUCUACUUCCCUGAGUCCCUUCUACCUUCGGCCACCCUCCUUCCUGCGGGCACCCAGCUGGUUUGACACUGGACUCUCAGAGAUGCGCCUGGAGAAGGACAGGUUCUCUGUCAACCUGGAUGUGAAGCACUUCUCCCCAGAGGAACUCAAAGUUAAGGUGUUGGGAGAUGUGAUUGAGGUGCAUGGAAAACAUGAAGAGCGCCAGGAUGAACAUGGUUUCAUCUCCAGGGAGUUCCACAGGAAAUACCGGGUCCCAGCUGAUGUAGACCCUCUCACCAUUACUUCAUCCCUGUCAUCUGAUGGGGUCCUCACUGUGAAUGGACCAAGGAAACAGGUCUCUGGCCCUGAGCGCACCAUUCCCAUCACCCGUGAAGAGAAGCCUGCUGUCACCGCAGCCCCCAAGAAAUAGAUGCCCUUUCUUGAAUUGCAUUUUUUAAAACAAGAAAGUUUCCCCACCAGUGAAUGAAAGUCUUGUGACUAGUGCUGAAGCUUAUUAAUGCUAAGGGCAGGCCCAAAUUAUCAAGCUAAUAAAAUAUCAUUCAGCAACAGAUAA
Pan troglodytes (chimpanzee) is the source of this 966-nucleotide messenger RNA. It is a transcript of the gene CRYAB, whose product is annotated as crystallin alpha B. NCBI's taxonomy places the organism in Eukaryota, Metazoa, Chordata, Mammalia, Primates, Hominidae. Gene Ontology annotation, molecular function: structural constituent of eye lens. Gene Ontology annotation, biological process: protein refolding; response to heat; negative regulation of apoptotic process. Gene Ontology annotation, cellular component: nucleus; cytoplasm. The transcript is spliced from 4 exons. Bases 295 to 822 code for a protein of 175 amino acids. The record is from RefSeq and is a predicted model, not a curated record.